Messenger RNA from Vigna radiata var. radiata (mung bean), 837 nucleotides. RefSeq lists its product as uncharacterized. The record is from RefSeq and is a predicted model, not a curated record. The transcript has a single exon. Gene Ontology annotation, molecular function: nucleic acid binding; zinc ion binding. The annotation marks the transcript as partial. NCBI's taxonomy places the organism in Eukaryota, Viridiplantae, Streptophyta, Magnoliopsida, Fabales, Fabaceae.
AUGUCGCUUCCCGAUCGAUUCAAACAUUUUGUCUCGGCCUGGGAGUCAGUACCUGUAGCAGAGCAAACAAUAGAUAACCUCACUUCGCGUUUACUUGUGGAAGAAGAACGUCAGAAAUCUGGUGAAGAAGCUGUGGCGUUGGUAGCACAAAGUUUUUCAAACUUGACAUGCUUUCGAUGCGGUAAUCGUGGUCACAAAAAGGAUCAGUGUCAUACUCGACAAUCGUAUAAUAAUCGUGGUCGUGGUCGUUUUAAUCAAGCUCGUGGCGGUCGGAAUGAUAACCAUACGGGAAAGAGUGGAAAUCCUAUGAAUGACAGUCGUUCGAAUGGUGACGCGGGUGAUCAGAAACCUCAGCGAGGAGGUAUCCAAUGUAAUUUCUGUCAUCGUUAUGGACAUCUGUGGAAACAUUGUAGAUUUCGCAAAAGUAAAGAAAAUGGUGCUAAAACAGAAAAUUCCGGCAACGAUAAUGAUAAUGGUGGAAGCAGUCUAGCGUUUUUAUGUGCGGCUGAAUGGGAAUCCGACUCUAACUUUUACUUGGACAGUGGAGCGACCGAACAUAUGUGUAAAAAUCGUGAGUAUUUUAGCUCUUAUACUCCUCUUACCGAAGAAAGAAGAAUCAAGAUAGGUGAUGGCUCUGAAAUUUUAGCCAUUGGAAUAGGUACCGUUUCAGUGCAGUCUUUCAACGGUACAAGAUACGUUGAUAUGGAUAUCAACAACGUACUCCACAUCCCACAUUUAAAAGUGAACCUACUUUCACAGGGUAAAUCACUAGAUAAAGGAUUCAGCCUUAUUUCAAACGCCCAUGAAGCAAGGUUUAUUGAAGAGAAAACCCAAAAA